GCGCCUCAUUGGAUAAUGCGGCCCAGUCUCAUUCUCUCACAGCUUGGGACCUGCCAUAUUGCUCUAGUUAAUUUGGCCCGGCUUGAAACAGCGCGUGAGGGGAAUACAGGGACGAGGAGUGUGGUUGUAGUUAUAUAUGAGGCACAGAAGUUAUAUAUGAGGCACAGAGGGUGGUUGUAGUUAUAUAUGAGGCACAGAGGGCAGUUGUAGUUAUAUACUGUAUGAGUCAGGGAUGGCAGUUGUUUUAUAUAAGACAGAGUAGUUAUAUAUGAGGCACAGAGGGCAGUUGUAGUUAUAUGUGAGGCAGGGAGGGUGGUUGUAGCUAUAUAUCAAGUAGAGAGGGCAAUUGCAGUUAUUUAUGUGGCACAGAGGGCAGUUGUAGUCAUAUACUGUAUAAAUCAGGGAUGGCAGUUGUUUUAUAAAAAGCAGAGUAGUUAUAUAUGAGGCAGGGAGGGCAGUUUUGUUCAUAUACUCUGUAUCAGUCAGGGACAGCAGUUAUAUAUAAAGCAGAGUAGUUGUAUAUGAAGCAGAGAGGGCAGUUGCGGUUAUAUUUGAGGUUGAGAGGGCAGUUGUAGUUAUAUGUGAGGUAGAGUAGUUAUAUAUGAGGCAGAUAGGGCAGUUGUAGUCAUAUACUGUAUGAGUCAGGGAUGGCAGUUCAAUAUGAGGCAGUGAGGAACUUUGUAGUUACAUGGGAGGCAGAGUAGUUCUCUAUGAGGCAGGAAGGGUAGUUGUAUUCAUAUGUGAAGCAGGGAGGGUGGUUGUAGUUCUAUAUGAGGCAGAGUAGUUAUAUAUAUGAGGCAGGGAGGCCCGUUUUUAUAUAUAAAGCCUGUAGGGUUGUUUUAUAUGAGGCAGGGAGGGACUUUGUAGUUACAUGUGAGGCAGAGUAGUUCUAUAUGAGGCAGGGAGGGUAGUUGUAUUUAUAUAUGAAGCAGGGAGGGUGGUUGUAGUUCUAUACGAGGCAGAGUCGUUAUAUAUGAAGCAGGGAGGGUCGUUUUAUAUGAGGCAGGGAGGUUGGUUGUAGUUAUAUGAGAUAGGGAGGGUAACUAUAUAUACGGACAAUGAGUGGCUAGGGAAAUGUAAUGUAAAAUAGCACAAGGCCGCUACUUCAUGAGUAAAUUAAGGUGUAUUUUGUUACAGCAUGUUACAAUGGGGAUAAGACUUUGAGGCAAAAUUAUUCAUAAACCACACUGCUAGUGGAGAGGAAUAUUUUAACAAAUGUUCAUUUAGAAACAAAAAGUUCAAACCUUAAAAUGCCACCCAGCGCCCCCCAUCAAAUAGAUUUUAUUGAGGAGCCCCAGACCUUUCCUUAUGGCGAGUUCUUUAAUAAGUAUUUGCUGACCAACUCGCCGUGCCUUUUCUCUGCUGAGUUCACCCAACACUGGGGCAGCCGGAAGACUUGGGUUACAGAAGAGAAUAAGCCCAACUGGGAUCAUCUGCUGGAGAAUUUUGGCAAUGCAAUAGUUCCUGUAGCAAACUGCAAUGUGAAAGAGUACAACGCUAAUCCAAAAGAACAAAUUCCACUCUGUGAGUUCAUCAGCUACUGGAGAGACUAUAUAGAGCACAACUAUCACUCCCCCAAAGGGUGUCUUUAUCUGAAGGACUGGCACAUGAGCAGAGAGUUCCCAAAGCAGAAUGUGUAUGAAACUCCAGAGUACUUCACUUCGGACUGGUUGAAUGAAUAUUGGGACUCCAUAGAUGGAGAUGAUUACCGCUUUGUCUACAUGGGACCCAAAGGCUCUUGGACUCCUUUCCAUGCUGACGUAUUUCGGUCCUACAGUUGGUCAGCCAAUGUGUGUGGUAGAAAAAAAUGGCUGCUCUUCCCUCCUGGGGAAGAGGAAGAUCUCAGAGAUUCCCACAGGAACUUGCCCUAUGAUGUGACCUCCACCUGCCUUAGAGACACCAACCAGUAUCCAAACUUCAGCCUGUGCUGCCAGCCUAUUGAGGUCAUUCAAGAAGCAGGUGAAGUGAUUUUUAUCCCCAGUGGGUGGCACCAUCAAGUCUACAACCUGGAGGAUACCAUAUCAAUAAACCACAACUGGAUCAAUGGCUGUAAUGUGUCUGCGAUGUGGAAUUUCCUGCACACAGAGUUGCUCUCUGUUGAGAAAGAGAUUAGUGAAUGGAGAGAAAUGAUGGAAGAUUGGCAUCUUCAUUGCCAGGUUAUCAUGAAGUCUUGCACUGGAAUCGACUAUAAGGAAUUUUAUACCUUCCUCAGGAUAAUUGCAGAGAAAAGACUGCUCGCUUUGGAUAAUCUUACAGAGGACACAGUUGAUGGGAGUGGUCCAACCAACAUGGCAAUGCUACAUCCACGGGGUCGCCUUCAUGCUCUGUUUGAUCUGAAAAUGACAUCUGACGUUUUGUCACUACUGAUCAGUAACCAAGACUUUCAGAAUCUGGAUCAGGAGUCAUUGUCUCCAUCGCCCUGUGCCCUCAUGCAGCGCCUGGAAGCAGUUAUUACUGAGAAUUCCCAGGUCUGUGGAUAAAAGGGCUUUUUGCUGAAACGGAAGAAGUGGUCAUGCUACUACACAGUGGCAGAACUACCAGGGGAUCAGGGGGAGCGAUUGCACCAGGGCCUGCACCCCCUCAGAGCCCGCCGGCAGUUGACACGUAUGCGAAUCCGCCAUGAAGAUUAUGUCAGAUGGGGGCCCUGCUGCACUGCCUGCACCCAGCCCCGGAGAUGGAUAGUUAUGUUACUGCUAAUUUAUAUAUGUCGUUUUGGGACCAAAUAUUCUCCCAAAAAUAGCAGAAACCUUGGUGUGUUUCAAGCGCUCUACAACAAAAUUCAGUUUUUUCAUAAGGGGGUGGUUAUGCAAGGUCUGUUAUGCAGUAAAUCCGCUAUAUUGACACUAGAGUCCUGUACGAGUUCAUUUUUUUGGAACCCGUACCCAACCUGUACCCGCAACGUGCAAUCUGCAACCCGCAUUCUUACCCGCUUGGACCUGCUUCCCGACCCAACCCGCAAGUACCUUAGCCACAACCCGGACCCGCUGACCAUCAAGAAUCAGGAAGUGCUGUCAUUGAAAACUGGAAGUGACAUCAUUGGAAGUACAGUAGGCGUGAUUAGAACAAAGGAGUAAAAUAGGAAGUGCUGUCAUUGUAAACCGGAAGUGACAUCAUCAGAAGUAGGCAUGAUCAGAAAAAAGGAGUAAAAAUUGACCCCCAUCUAUACCCGACCCCCGUCUAUACCCGCACCCAGAACUUCUACCCGCAAU
Molecule: messenger RNA, 3209 nt
Organism: Xenopus laevis (African clawed frog)
Lineage: Eukaryota; Metazoa; Chordata; Amphibia; Anura; Pipidae
Gene: jmjd4.L
Product: jumonji domain containing 4 L homeolog
Exons: 7
Coding region: 1251-2480 (409 amino acids)
Biological process (GO): positive regulation of translational termination; regulation of gene expression
Cellular component (GO): cytoplasm; nucleus
Molecular function (GO): metal ion binding; catalytic activity, acting on a protein; 2-oxoglutarate-dependent dioxygenase activity
Source: RefSeq, a predicted model, not a curated record